CAAGUAUACAUAGAUACCCGGCCUGCAGUGCUGCUACAACGCUACAUUUCUUGUCGACAUUUAUCUAAAAAAACUUUAAUAAAUUAGUCGUUACUCGUUAACCUGUGGUCGUCGCUGACAGGUUAUUAAUUUAUACAUAAAUCCUUUCAUUCAUUUUUAGUUAACAUGGCCAAUGCAAGUGUAAACAACGAAAAGGAUAAUUUAACUUCAGUACUCUAUGGUGUUAGAGAUUUACGACUUGAACAACGGCCAAUACCCAUACCUGGUCAUAAUGAAGUAUUAUUGAAGAUUCAACGUGUAGGAAUAUGUGGUUCGGAUGUCCACUAUUUAGUGCAUGGAGCUAUAGGUCACUAUAUUGUUAAAGAGCCAAUGGUUAUUGGUCAUGAAGCCAGUGGAAUUGUAGUGAAGCUUGGAGAAGGUGUAAAAAGUCUCAAAGUUGGUGAUAGAGUAGCAAUUGAACCAGGAGUAUCAUGUCGCAUGUGCCAGUUUUGUAAGCUUGGCUCAUACAAUUUAUGUCCAGAUAUGAAAUUCUGUGCUACACCACCUGUAGAUGGAAAUUUGACUCGUUAUUAUGUCCAUGCUGCUGAUUUUUGUUAUAA
Acyrthosiphon pisum (pea aphid) is the source of this 599-nucleotide messenger RNA. RefSeq names its product sorbitol dehydrogenase. Lineage: Eukaryota; Metazoa; Arthropoda; Insecta; Hemiptera; Aphididae. Gene Ontology annotation, molecular function: zinc ion binding; L-iditol 2-dehydrogenase (NAD+) activity. The record is from RefSeq and is a predicted model, not a curated record. Gene Ontology annotation, biological process: D-sorbitol catabolic process.